UCACGGAAGGCGCAAGAGUCAAAAAAUUUUCCCCAAAAUUCCUCGUUGAAAUAUUCCUCGACGGCCGGUGACAGUUACGGUUAUUGCGAGACGUGCUGCCCUCGAUUCUGCUCUUUAAUAACCGGUGAUAAACUCCUCUUUCGGGUUAUUUAAGGGGAGAAGAGGAGGGAGAGGAAAACCAGAGGCACCGAAUCAGCUGAUGGCGAAUGGGCCAGAAAAGAAUAAUAGUUAGCAGCCCAGCAUAGCUAAAGAUCGGAUGCUGGCGGAGGAAAACUUGUCUGCGAUAAACUCUAGGGUCGGGCGACACAGCGGCCACCGCCACCAUGGACUCCAACACGUACACUAUAGGCGGCGUCAAAGUGGAGUUCCCCGUCAGGCCAUACCCGUCGCAGAUGGCCAUGAUGGCGCAGAUUGUGAAAGGUCUCCAGCGGCGUCAGAACUGUUUACUGGAGUCCCCGACAGGAUCAGGAAAGUCAUUAGCCCUCCUUUGCUCGACGCUGGCAUGGCAACAAGCAGAAACAGAAAAGGCUGAUCGCUACAACAGUUUGAUUAGACAAGGAAUCACCGAUCCAGCCGUGUUGGCCCGCGCCGCCGGCCUCAGCGCCUCCGCCGCCGCCGAGCUGUCCCUCCUCGGCGCCCCAGAGCCGACUCCAGCCAGCCAGCCGCCCGGACCGCCCGCAGCCCAGCCGCCGCCGCCCACGGAUGAGGCCGCUGCCGCCGCCGCCGCCCACGGAGGGGGGUUCAUCCCUGAAGAUGAGGAUGACGAUUUUCGGACGACGAGCAAUCGCUUCAGGACGCCCUUCGAGGUCAAGUCAGACACGACCAUGGACGUGGGCGCGGGCGUAUUGGAUGCGACCCAAGGGGACGAGAGUUUCAUGGGCGACGUCCCGUGGGCGGCGCAGCCAAGGCAGCUGCCGAGGAUGAAAGUGCCCAAGAUCUUCUUCGGGACGCGCACGCACAAGCAGAUCUACCAGAUAGUGAAGGAACUGCGGCGGACCUCCUACAGGAACACCAGGACGGUGGUGCUGAGUUCCCGCGAGCACACGUGCAUCCACCCGACGGUCAGCAGGUCGCGCAACAAGAAUGAAGGGUGCCGGGACCUGCUCGAUCCGCAGAGGGUAAGCAGAUGGAUUUAA
Molecule: messenger RNA, 1136 nt
Organism: Penaeus indicus
Lineage: Eukaryota; Metazoa; Arthropoda; Malacostraca; Decapoda; Penaeidae
Product: Fanconi anemia group J protein-like
Exons: 11
Coding region: 324-1136 (270 amino acids)
Biological process (GO): nucleotide-excision repair; double-strand break repair involved in meiotic recombination
Cellular component (GO): nucleus
Molecular function (GO): DNA helicase activity; ATP binding; DNA binding
Source: RefSeq, a predicted model, not a curated record